This is a messenger RNA of Venturia canescens, 9309 nucleotides long. RefSeq names its product Rho-related BTB domain containing (gene RhoBTB). The coding region runs from base 1070 to 3244 and encodes 724 amino acids. NCBI's taxonomy places the organism in Eukaryota, Metazoa, Arthropoda, Insecta, Hymenoptera, Ichneumonidae. Gene Ontology annotation, biological process: establishment or maintenance of cell polarity; regulation of actin cytoskeleton organization; regulation of cell shape. The record is from RefSeq and is a predicted model, not a curated record. Gene Ontology annotation, molecular function: protein kinase binding; GTP binding; GTPase activity. Gene Ontology annotation, cellular component: cytoplasmic vesicle; cell projection; cytoskeleton. The transcript has 14 exons.
UUCCGUCUCUCUCUCCCCUCUCUCUUUCUCUUUUCCUCUAAUUCUUCUUUCUUUUCUCUCGCUUUUUUGAAUUCUCUUUUUUUCAUUAAAUGAGCAUUUGACACGUACGUGCGUAGCGAGCCAAUACACUGACACAGUAAAUGAGCGAAGCCCGAACGUUUUUAUCGGCGCACUAUUUUCUGGCAUUUUCAAUAAUUACAGAAUCGGGAAAACUGCAUUUGAGAUCGAAUCGCAUAGUGUCGUGUGGAUUUUCGAACAUUUCUCACUGCAAUUUCUACUCUGUCGCAAUCGAUCGAUCGGGCUCGAAUAAAACUCGGUGUUUUUUCCAUUUCACUGCCGAGCCACACGCUCGUUUAAUCGACCUCACAAACAUGCUUGAUCUCGGGCGUUGAUUAUUCGCUCGUUUGAAUUUAUGAAAAAUUUCUUGCGACCUCGAUGCCUGUCAUUAUCGACGCGAAUUUACAGUAUUUCUUGUCCCACACGACGCGAGGACACCACUCGCGACACAACAGAGUGCGCAGAGAGAGACUGCUUUUGUAAACGAUGAGAGCUUUUCUAUCGGCCUCGUGUCUUAGACGCAGAGAUUUCGAUGAUCUUAGAGACAAGAGGACGCAACGAAACUUCGACAUUUCGUUAAAGUUACGCCCCCUUUUUUCUCACGUCGCAUCGAUUCAUUUGUGUAGCUGCAGUUCCUUCGCAUGUGCCGAUAAACAGUCACUCUGUGCGCGGUCCGCAUUGGAUAUUAUUAAGGGAAACCGUUCACGUGUGUGUUUUAACAUGACAACGCGAUCUGUCGCUCCGAAACCGUGACAGCGCGCUUCCCGGCUUCGUUUCGACAGCUGUAACAAGAUCGAAUGUGGUGGUCGAGUAUACCGAUAGACCGAGAAGCUGAAGAAGAAGAAGAAGAAGAAGAAGAAGAAGAGAAGACGGAGAAGGAGAAAAGAGAGAGAGGAAAAAGGUCAGCAUCGAAAGUUCACACUGAGGCGAGAGUGCACAACAAAGAUUUGUUUAAAUCGUCCAGACUGGCACGAGAAAGAAAAUAUUUGACAAAAAGGGGUGAUUGUCGGUGAUGGACAAUGAGCAACCCCAUCAGGAGCUGGUCAAGUGCGUCGUUGUGGGGGACACCGCAGUCGGCAAGACCAGGCUGAUUUGCGCAAGAGCCUGCAACAAACACGUGUCACUGUCUCAAUUGCUCACCACCCACGUGCCCACCGUCUGGGCCAUCGACCAGUACCGAAUUUACAAGGACGUGUUGGAAAGAUCGUGGGAAGUGGUCGACAAUGUAAACGUCUCGCUACGUCUGUGGGACACUUUUGGCGAUCAUGAAAAAGAUCGGAGAUUUGCUUACGGCAGAUCGGACGUGGUGCUCUUGUGCUUCUCAAUAACGAAUCCAGUGUCUCUGAGGAAUUGCAAGGCCAUGUGGUAUCCGGAAAUCCGACGGUUUUGUCCACAAACUCCGAUUCUUCUCGUCGGAUGUAAAAACGAUCUUCGUUACAUGUACAGAGACGAGACGUAUCUCAGCUACUUUCGAGAUCGCAGCCCUUUCGUGAGGGCGACUCGUAAAAGUGAUCUCGUGAUGCCGGAUCAGGCGAGAGCAGUUGCUCGAGAACUCGGUGUUUCUUACUACGAGGCAAGUGUAUUUACUUAUUACGGUGUCAAUGAGGUAUUCGAAAACUCGAUUCGUGCAGCGCUCAUCGCACGACGACAGCAAAGGUUUUGGAUGACGAACCUCAAGAGAGUGCAAAGGCCUCUUCUUCAGGCGCCAUUCUGUCCGCCAAAACCAAUACCACCGGAAGUGUGUCUCGCCCCGAGCUCCUACGAGGAAAACAUGAAAACUCUUUGGAUGCGACCGGUCCACACGGACGUGAAUCUCAUCGCUGGUAACUGUUCUUUCUCGGCCCAUCGCUGUCUUCUCGCUGCAGCAUCUCCCGCGUUUCAUCGUCUCUUUUCAAUGGAACUCGUGCAGGAAUUAACACCUCGAAGUUCUAGCGAAUCGAGCAUGGUCAGCACUUUCGGAGAAGCCACGGUCGGCGAUUUUAAUGACGACACCGAGUGCCUCAUACGAAAUGAUCAAUCCAAACCUGCAAAAGUCUGGGAACAGCUGAAACGAAGAUCGAGCUUUCAAGUAUUGCCAACAUUGGACAACCAGAGAAAAUCAGCUGGUGCAACGCGAGAACUCAGUCAUCCGGCGUUUCAAAAUAUCCGUGUAACUCUUGCCGAAAAUUCGAACGGAGUUCAGCAGCCAACGACGCUGGUGACGCUGUCGAAAUUGAUAACGCCACAAGCUCUCCAACAAUGUCUGCAAUUCAUAUACACCGGAAGUUUAGAUAAAAGAUACCACGAUUUGCAGGAAAUUAGACAGGCUGCGGAAUUCCUUGAACUGCCACAACUGAUGAUGGUUCUUGAGAGUAUACCGACGAGAGCACAGUUCAUGAAUAGCGAUCUCAAUAAUCAAUAUAAACAGGUGGUGAGGCAAAGACUCGAAGACAUUUGUCUGGAGCAAGGUCUAUUUGCUGACGUUAUGUUCGAGCUCGAUGAUGGGAAUAUGCCAGCUCACAGAGCUAUACUGACUGCCAGAUGCGACAUGAUGAAGGCAAUGUUCUCCGGAGAUUUUCGUGAAAGCAGUGCCAAAGUUAUAGUUUUUCCUGGUGUACGAGAGUACACGUUUCACAAGUUACUAUGUUACUUGUACACCGACGAGGUUCCAGCGAUAUCUUCAGCCAGAUGUCUGAAUCUGCUGGAACUUGCAAACAGGCUGUGUCUUCCUCGUCUCGUUAAUCUUGUUGAGAAUCGAGUCAUUGAGGAUCUCGACAGGUUGUCACAAAGCGACGGUAACGAGGCUGUGGAAAAUUGUUUAAGGCUGUUGGAACCGUGCAAGCUGCACAACGCUGAUCAAUUAGCCGACUGGUGCAUGAAUCAUCUAUCCGUUAAUUAUAACAAGCUUUGCAAAAUGUCACCGCGAAGCGUUAGGCUACUUCAUCCAGAGAAUCAAGAAUAUCUCAGUGAACAUCGGUGGCCACCGGUUUGGUACCUCAAGGAUUACGAUUAUUAUCAAAAAUGUCUGGCAGAGCAAGACAAAGAAAACAAACCAACGUUGAAGAGGAACCGCAAUCAAUCGGGAUGUUUGUGUUUUUCGGGUUCGACGAAAACUCGUCGAGAAACAGUUGGUACGAGCUCGUCGAGCGAAACGCCAGCCGAUCGUCCGCUCUUCGACCCGACGAACGAAAGCAUCGAGGCUGUAUGACAAGAGCCAAGCGGCAUAAGCCGCUCUUUCAGAUUCAUUCUGAUCUUACCCGUGCUAAUAAUAUUCAUCUGCACUAUUUUUACUAUUUUGAUACUGCUACAGAUUUAUACUUAAGAGUUCCGUGAAAAAGGAGAAGAAAAAGACCGGAAAAUAAUAGCCUACGACUUCGCAGUCGAUAAGUCAAUAUACACAUAAUUAGCAGUGUAUACGUGUGGAGAAAAAAAGAAAAGUCGCCGGAAAACGACGCGUCCAGUUAAAAGAAAAAAAGGAGAGAAAAUCCCGAGUAUUACGUUGUACAGAAUUUUUUGUGAAAUGAAACGAUAAAUAAUAUGAGAGGAAAGGAAAGUAGAACAUUUUGAGAUUGUGACAGGCGACGAAAAUCGUCAAGGGUGAUCAUACCAUGUGAUUGCUGGGUAUCGGGAACUCAAAUAAUCGUUGUUUCGACGACCCGAAUUGGCGUCUUCGUGGAAAAACCAAGUUUAGCCUGGAACGUUCCGCUUCGUUCGAUUCCGAUCACCUCUUUCUCUGAGACACUCGCACCUUUUUGGGCGAAUACGAACAUUUGUUUUGAGUCCUUAACGUUCCGCAAUCGACAUAUAAUGACGGUAUUCAUCGAAAUAAUCGACAAGUGCAAAAAAUAAUCUGAUUUCACUCUAUACAAGCGUUCGCUGAGACGUGUACUUAAUAUUUCAUUGUACGGUCAUCUUUAAAAAAGACAAUUUUUGGAAAAAAAAAACCAACAGACGGUUCCAUAUCGUUAAAAUUUUAUACUCGCAGUGAUAGAUGGUAUUUUAAUAACUUUAUUCAAAGUGAAUAAAAAACAUUGUGAGAAUGAAUAUGUGUUAAAGAUAAAAUCUCAAAAUUUUCAACAUUUGUGUAAAUAUUAUGACCGAUAGGUGGCCCCGCGUUGAGUUCCCGAAAUCCUCCCGUUGCCUCUGUGACACAAAGGUUUUCACACGUAUACAAGCGCGACCUUCUACGGUCAAGGACCGACAAAAUAACCCAGUAACCAGUAACGUUCCACAUUAAUGGAGAUUGGGUUUGUUUGAGGCGAUGUAUUAGGCGUAUCAGCCGUCUUGUGAAACUUAAAACUGUGAGAUUUCAGAAAAGUUUUCAGAAAAGAUCUAAAAAGUUUCUUGUGUUUCUUUCAGGGCGUAUAAACGGUUGUAACACGUCUAGAGAUUAUUUUCUAGACAGCCAUUAAACCGACAGAAGUGUCUUUGGAGCCGUCAUUGCGGUUUUUCUUUAGACACAGUGAAUUCAAAAUAACGUUUGCGUGUCAUUUCAAAUUCCAAAUUGUACUUAUGCAUUCGUAAAGAUGCACAGCUUCAAAUAAUCCAAAAGUUAUUUACAUUAUUUGAUAAUUUUCUGGAAAUUGCUUACUGGGUCAAUUGUUUGAAACAAGGCAACUAAUUUUGUUUAAAAACAAGACAAAUAGUAUAUCGAAUGGAAUGACAGUUGUUUUGAAAUGAGGUUAAAUCAAUAGUCUUUUUCGAUAAUGUGUUUAAAUAAACAUAAUGUGGAAACGAGGUAAAAUGAACAAACUCGGUUUCUUUGUGGUGUCAUUUUUUAUUCUCUUCGACAAUAUUGAAGUUUUCAAUUAACUCUCGCGAUCCUGACAUGAAAAUAGCAAAAUUAAGCUGAGUUUCGAUUCUCGUCGAUUGAGUCGUUCCGAAAUAUUCAGGUUUUCGAAUUCGUAAAUAUCCUUCACCUCUGGCGGCUCGAUCGGAAUAAUACAUUGCCUUAAAAUCAUCGAAAAUACGGUCACGUGAUACUGAACAAUCUUAGCGCCCACAAUUAGGUUAAAAUGUACACGAAUACGUGAUAGAAAAAUCGCUUGCGAUCCUCGAAUCGGGGAAGCCAUUUUGAGCAUAAAAAUAAAUAAAAAAUAAAAAAAAGAAAAGAAACGUAAACAAAAAAGAUAACGAAACAUGUCCUAACGCCAACACUCAUUUACAUCAAUUACGAACAAUGACACGAGUAAGUUGCGUCUAUGACGAUAUAAAGACGCAACGAUUUUAUUAAAAUACAAAAUUUUUUCAACUCUGAUGAAUAUUCGCAUCGCACAAUUUCUCAUUGAGAACGCUGUUUUUAAGAUUUUCGCGAUUGUUCCCCCGCGAGUCUUUUUGUUGAAGGAUUUUAUUGUUGAAUUAUGAUGCAUUUUUUGAGGUUGUCUCGUGCAUAUAUUUCCUGACGAAUGUCUCGGUUCGUGGAAAUCAAUAAAAUAUCCGGUGUACGGAGAAAAAAAAAUUCUCGAAUCUGUAUCAGUAAGUAUUCUGCAGUCAUCGAUUGUUUCGUUUUCAAAGUGUCACAAAGGUAUUGACAGAUUGAGGAUUCCGUCAGAAAUGCAUACACGAAACAUCCUUGAAAAACCAAUAUUCUGUGUUGUUAUGACGCGUGAUCGAAAAAAAGUUCAGGCCUUUUGCGAAAGUUUAUAAUACGAGAGAAAGCAGAAGCUUCGCUAAAAUCAUUUGUAGCCAUUUUUGCAACAAAAGAAAGAACAAAAAUACCCAAAAUAUUUCGUACGAAAUCUAGUCAAAAGCAGUUGCAAAUUUUAUCCCGCAACUAUGAAUUUGUACUGAUCCUCGAGACAGAGAUUUACGAAAAAACGAUAGCGAUUCGCUUUCAGCAGCAUUUUUUGGCUACAUGCCAAAGAGACAUACAAACCUAAUGAGAAAAUGAGAGAAAAAAAAUAGCGACGACUAAAAGGCAUAUCAUUCAUUGAUCAAUUAUAUUAUUAACGAGUCCAAAUAUUUCCCACCGAAUGAACAUUAGUGUUAACAGUGUUGCUGAACGAAUCUCAUAUACUUCCCACGAAAUAAUAAAGGAAAAGUAUUCCCGAACUUGUAAACGUACAUUUGUCGACAGAUUCACAAUUACUAUUGUUAUUAUUAUUAUGUACGACAAAUCUGAUUCUCUCCUAUUUUCCUCAUAACUCGUGUGUCAAGGUGAUCUAGCAGUGGCGUGAUAGACCAUCUUAAAAACCGUGUACAAAAUGUAUUUUUGAACGACGCUUCGUGUCAAAGAACUCGGACGCCCAAGUUCUCUUUCGAGGUUAUGGUAACGAGUGGGCGAAGUCUUUUCGUUCUCUAUUUCUCUUUUUGCGCGAUCCGUUCAAAUACAGUGAAAAGUAAGUUACGGAAAAUAAUUUGAGAUCAGAUAAAAAUGUUUAAAUUUGAUGAGCAGCAUUUCGAAGGGGAAAUGAUGAAUUUAUCUUGAAUUCUUUAACCUCAAUUUAUGACGAUGAAAAUUUCGAUCUGGAAUACGAAAACAAGAACUUUGUGGCCCGGAGUUUAUUUUAAUAAGAUCGAUAGUUUCAGGUGUUUAUUCAACGAACGUCGAGUCAAAAUUGCAUUGUCCUCUGAAAUUGGUUAAUCUAACGAUCUUGAUUUCAAUGAUUAUAAACCACUUUCUUACGAAUUUUCGUUAUACGAAUGUGAUUCCAUCAAAGGCUUGCCCCACAGGCAAUGUAGAGCCCUCAGGUAUUGAAAAAGCAUCGGUCUUCUAAGUGACAGUAUUAUAUAAUUCGAUAGAAAACUAAUGGGAUUUGCAUGGUGGACCAAGCAAAAGGAAAAAAAAAAAAAAAUAGAAAAUUUAGACACGAAAUUUAAUUAUCUUCAAAGUUCGGGUCUCGGAAGAGUGUUUGUGGAAAUGAGCAAAUGAAGCGCCUCUGGCGUCGACUCAUGAAGAAUUCAUCGCUGCAUGCUUUUCAAUUUUGUUAUCUUUUCGUUUUUUACGUUAAAAAUUCGUAAAGAUUUGUCGAACAUUUGGAAGCUUUAGAAUCUUUUUCCCAAUCGUCGUUGGCUUAAAAUUGUAUUCCGGCAUUUCAGUCGUAUACUUUGAAUGCAUAUGUCAUGAGUUUCGUUAGUUAUAAUUUUUCCCCAACGGCAAUUUAUCAGUUGUGAAAAUAGGCGGUCAAUACUGAUAGAUCACCUCAAUCCUUCAUCCCAAAAUCGAAAGCAAUAAACAAUUCUAGGCAUAAUAAAUUUGUACGAACAAAAACGUUUAAAAUUAGGAGAUGUUAGGGGAAAAAUCAAUUGUGUAAGAUGGAAGUGAGAAGAGACUUGGAGUAACUCGAGUCCGGUGGGUGAAAGAAGAAAAUUUUUGUUUUUUGCGCAUCGAGAUAAUUUUCAACGACAUAAACCAACGCAUACAUAGAUGCGCGUGCGCACACACAUACACAUUUACGUUAUCUUUCACCCAGAAAAUAUAUUGCUGAAGGAAAAGGAGGUUUGCAGGAGAGUUAUAAGAUGAUGAAUUAUAUGAUAAUAAAAAAUAAUAGAAUUAAUAAUAAAUUAUAAUAUUGAUAAAAUAUGAAUAAGCGCGAAGUGAAUGAGAAACGAUAACAUGGCGUCUGUGUAACUAGUCCGAAGGGAAGGAAAGAAGGAAAAAAUGUUGCAUAUAUGCGACGAAUGGUGCGCGAUAUAGAUAUAAAUGAAAAAAAAAGUAUAUAAAAAUCUGAUUAGUUCGGCUACGUCAAUUUCGAUGUCAAUGUAAACGUUUAUAAAUCAAACACGUGGACAUUUUCUACUGAUAUAUUGUUAGUGAUGCGAUGAAUCGAUAUAUCUUCCUUGCCUCACCACGCGUUCACACCACAAAAGUGAAAGAAAAACUUACAACAUAAUAUAACGAUAGGAACGGCAGCGGCGCAAACAAAAAAAAACAUCGAUGCAUUUCAAAGAGUCAUAUCAUCGGAUUCGAAAUGUGUAUCCUAAAACUUCGUGCAUUUUUUUGUGAUAAAAUUCCCUGAAUCAUAUUUGCGCGUGAAAGAAAAAGCGAGUAAAAUAAAAACGAAAUCAUUGAAUUUGAAUAAACUAGGGUUUGAAGCAAUAAUAUAAUUGAAGUGCUACACGAUGAGCACAUAUUAGAUCGUAAAUUCCAUAAGAUCAUUUUUCUCUUGUUUUUUAAAAGGAAGGAAAAACAAUGUUUUUCCUGUCAUUUCCAUAUAUUAUAUAGAUGUGUGUAUGUGAAGAUAAUUCGACGCUGUAGAGGCUUUAGUGAGGUUAGAAAUGUUUUACAAGUACGUUCCCAUAAACACUAGAAACUUUGGUCGAUCGGAAUUUGGAAUGGCUGCCUAUUGAAAAUCUGUACAAAUAAAAAAUUUUCUUGGGAAUUUAUGUGUAAAGCAUUUUUAUGAGAGAAAGAAAAGAAAAACUCAGAAUUCGGAUACAUAUAAUUAUUGGAAUUCCAGAGCAGGAAACGAAGAGAGCUAGAGAACAAAGAAAAAGAGAAAUUGAACUGCAGCCACAUUUUUUGCCCCUUAUCCACCAAUCGACAAUCUGAGAAUUAUCUUCUACGAUCGUUUUUUCUACAGAUGAAAAAGUAACUAUCAUAAAAAUAAUUAAAAAUAUUAAUGAAUUAAGAAAGUGAUGGGUUGGUUGUUCCUGAGGUGAGCGUGACGACGCUCUUAGUAGUCACAGUGUCUCAGAAAUGACGUCACACGUGCAUCGAGCAUGCUGUGAAAGAUUUACUGAAAUCAUUAACAGUUGCGAAUGAAAAAUUUAGCAAAAAUAAGAGAAGCGAUGAACUUUUUACAAGCUACGGGUUUAGGGAAGGCCCUAACAUAUAAAUGAUAUGUGAGAAUCGUAACACUCAAUGUCUGGUAUUCAAUUAAGUAUGAGGAAAGAACGAGCGACAACAAAAAGGAACAUCCGAAGCCAACACGAUAAAAAAAUGUUCUCAAAUGUAUAUACGAUUAUUGCGACGUCCCAUAAAACCAUGGUAAAAACAGAGCGAUACGUCCAAUUUUUGUUUGCCUCUUCGAUAUUGUAACAACAUGAAAAUCACUACGAAAAAUAAAAACAAAACAAAAGUAAACAGAUAAAUUUAACAUAAACGAAUCGUGUAAAACAAGCAGAAUAAUAAUGCUCAAAAGAAUUACUGACAUCAAUUUAAAUUUAAGCGCAAGACCCCUCUAUUAAUGAGACACGAAGAUCGAUGAUUCAGGAGAAUCUAACAAAUGUGACACCAGCGUAUUAUUCAAAAAUAAAAAAAUUGAAGAAAAAAAUUACUAAAGAGAAGGACGAUUAAUGAAUAAAGCAUGACUUCAUCGAAUUAUAAAGCAA